GCCGCCCAUUGGGGGAAGCGGCGGCUGGCGCUUCCGGUGCGUUGCGGCCGGGUGUGGGCCGGGUGAGGCUCGGCGGGAUCGUGUCCGGCGGCGGCAGCGGGAUGGAGCGGCCCGAGCGGGCUGCGGCGGCGAUGGGCGCUCAGCCCCGCGCCAACGGCUGCAGCGGCGCGGCACACGGAGCGCUCCGCAACGGAUACGUGCGAGGCCUGAGCGCUACGGACACACAGAUAAAUCACAUCGUGCACAAUGGAGGAUUAUACAAGAGGCCUUUCAAUGAAGCUUUUGAAGAAACACCAAUGCUGGUUGCUGUGCUGACCUAUGUAGGCUAUGGUGUUCUCACUCUCUUUGGGUAUCUGCGAGAUUUCAUGCGGCAGUGGAAGAUUGAGAAGUGUCAAAAUGCAAUAGAAAGAGAAGAACAAAAGGAUUUUGUGCCACUUUAUCAAGAUUUUGAGAACUUUUACACCAGAAACCUCUAUAUGAGAAUACGUGAUAACUGGAAUCGUCCAAUUUGCAGUGUGCCAGGGGCCAAAGUGGACAUGAUGGAGAGAGUUUCACAUGACUAUAACUGGACGUUCACGUACACAGGGAGAGUAAUAAAAGGUGUUAUUAAUAUGGGCUCCUAUAACUACCUUGGAUUUGCACAAAAUAAUGGAACUUGCCAGCAGGCAGCAGCUAAAGUUUUGUCCCAGUAUGGAGCUGGGGUGUGCAGCAGUAGGCAAGAGAUGGGAAACUUGGACAAACAUGAGGAGCUGGAAAAGCUAGUUGCCAGAUUUCUAGGUGUGGAAUCUGCAAUGGCAUAUGGCAUGGGAUUUGCAACCAAUUCUAUGAACAUUCCAGCUUUAGUAGGCAAGGGCUGUCUAAUUUUGAGUGAUGAAUUGAACCAUGCGUCUCUAGUGCUUGGGGCAAGACUAUCGGGAGCAGCUAUUCGAAUCUUUAAGCACAACAAUAUGCAAAGCCUGGAGAAGCUGCUCAAAGAUGCUAUUGUACAUGGGCAACCUCGUACACGGAGGCCCUGGAAAAAAAUUCUUAUCUUGGUGGAAGGAAUAUACAGUAUGGAGGGAUCCAUAGUCCGUUUGCCUGAAGUGAUUGCCCUUAAGAAGAAGUAUAAAUCCUAUCUGUACCUUGAUGAGGCUCAUAGUAUAGGGGCACUGGGUCCUACUGGUCGGGGUGUAGUGGAGUAUUUUGGUAUGAAUCCUGAUGAUGUUGACGUAUUAAUGGGAACAUUCACAAAGAGCUUUGGUGCAGCUGGAGGAUACAUAGCUGGCAAAAAGGAGCUGAUUGAUUACCUCAGGACUCACUCUCACAGUGCUGUGUAUGCAACAUCACUAUCACCUCCUGUUGUGGAGCAAAUCAUCACCUCCAUGAAGUGCAUUAUGGGUGAAGAUGGUACAACUUUUGGGAGAGAGUGUGUUCAGCAGUUAGCAGAGAACACAAGGUAUUUCAGGAGACGACUGAAAGAGAUGGGCUUUAUCAUCUAUGGAAAUGAAGAUUCCCCUGUUGUGCCUCUGAUGCUGUACAUGCCAGCAAAAAUUGGUGCGUUUGGGCGUGAGAUGCUGAAGCGGAACAUUGGUGUUGUGGUUGUGGGCUUCCCUGCAACUCCCAUCAUUGAGUCCAGAGCCAGGUUCUGUUUGUCUGCAGCUCAUACCAAAGAGAUGCUUGAUACGGCUUUAAAAGAAAUCAAUGAAGUUGGGGACCUUUUGCAACUGAAAUAUUCCCGUCACCGUUUGGUACCUCUCUUGGACCGGCCAUUUGAUGAGACUACAUAUGAAGAAACAGAAGACUGAGCACUCCGUAUGCCUUGGUGGGAGGGACACACCCGAUGGGACACUCUGUGGCAUGCAGGCCACAGUCUGUGAACAACACACUUAUGACUGCUUAGUGUAAAAGACAUUUCCUCACAAUACUGAAGUGGCCACAUCAAUUCUAAAUGGCAUUUUGUAAAUAGAGAGAGGAGAAGCUAAAAAAACAAAACAACAGAAAACCUUUGAUUCAUGUGUCUUCAGGGUCUGGCCCUAGAGGUGCUUGGCUUUAUUUCUUCAUGUUGCUUUUUUAUUUAUUUAUCUCAGUAAGUUCAUAGCUAUCCACGUUGGCUGUGGCUGAUCAGCUCAGAAUUUGUUAUGCACCAGUAGCCUCCCAGAUGCUAGCUGAGAUGUUGUGAGCAUGUGUGACGCUGGCAUGGCAGCAUUUCCAGUGUCACUGCUAGGUGUCUGAACUUGUAGUGAGGGGUGAGCUGACCUGUCUGUUGAUUGGAGACUUCCUAGAGAAACUGUUGAUUGCUAACUUUGACAUAUUUAACAAGAUUGAUAAUCAACCAAAGCUUUUUUCUUUUGCAGUUACUUGUUUAAAACUUGAAUAUAGCUUUUUUAAAAUAAAUGUGUUGCUGACAUGGCACUGACAGGACCAUUGUUCCCAAACAUUAUUCAGUUUUACAAGCCACAGGCAGUAAGACUUCUGGGACUCUAACUUCUUUUCCUUCCUGGUAUGGAUACCAGAUUGCCUCCUGGUUUUGACAGUAAUUGUCCUCUUCAUAUAGGGUAAGUGAUGGAGCGAUGUUGUUGUUAGUGAAUUUUAAAAUGGGGAUGAUUUGUCUUUUGUCUGACAUACUUCUGUUUUUUUGGGUUUUUGUUUUUGUUUUUUGUUUUUUGUUUUUAAAGAGGUUUAAAUGUGUAUUGCUUUCUUGGUUUCUCAUCUUCACAUUACUUUGCCUUAGAACUAGUAUAAAACCACAAAUAAGCAUAUCUAGUAGCUGCUAGGUUCUGGAAAGAUGUUCUUGGAAUUAAGUGAACUAUAGCAAGAGUUCUGCUUCCUGUUAAGUCUAGGACUUCUGCACGAUGGCUUAGAACUACUUAUCUCAUGCAGAUCUGUGAGAGUGAUUGCUACCCUCUGCCACACUAAUUCACUGUUUCUUGUCAUGUAUGAGAUGUUCUUGUUGUGCAAGGCUUUUACGUGGAAAGUAUGAACAGCUUGGAUCUGUAUCACAUGCUUCAGCCAGUCAGCAAAGUCUCAGCAGGUAACUGCAUAUCAUGUCUAUGUAGGCCUUCCCUGAAAAGCAAAUGUCUUCACAAUUGCAAUUAGUUUGAGAUCAUUACUUUUUUAUGUUUCUGUUACUGAGGCCAAAUCAAUGUUAAUUGAGGCCGUAGCUGUUGAGAAUCUCUUUUUUUUUUUUUUCUCCAAAUUCCACGUUGUCCUGCUCUGAUCAAAGUUGUGAAGAGCCACCUUUGCUUUAGCGCACCUUGGAGAUGGUCUUUAACGUAGUCAUAGCGUCCUGAGUUCUUUCAGUGAGCAAAAUGGGUUGUUUGAGUGAUACCAGAAUUAUUACGACUGGGAUCAGUUGCAGUAUAGCUCCUGGUGUGUUUUGUUUUUCCUUCCCCAUUCCAGAUAUACAGAUUAUCUGCAAAAAUAGUAAUGCUUCAGCAUUGCGUAAUUUGGGUUUGGUUAGCAUGGGUUUGCAGAUAGUUGCAGAGGUUUUUAAACAAAUUCUUCAUCUUAAAGCAGGCUGCAGUUCAAAGUAAUGUGGUGUUUAUAUAAGUUUAUUUUAUGUUCAUUCUUGCAAGUAACAGGGGAAAAAGCUCUUUGGUCACUGGAACCAAGUAGUUCUGCAAAGACAUCUUGUUGAUUAAAGCAGAACUGGUUUCCCUUUUACCAAGUAUCUUCACACUUUUAUAGAUCUUUUCAUGUGUCAAUGUAGCUGAAAUUAGAAACACUGUUUUGACUUUUACCGUUGCAUUUCAGAAAUUUAAUUAGAUGAGAAUUAAAACUGUUUCAGAAUAGGUUUGGGUUAACCAUUUCUGUUUCAGUCCCCUAAUGCUGAUUUGCUGGCCUUUGGAGCAAGGUGUGUGUGCAGCCCAAGAAGUCUGUAACAUGCAUGUGCAGCCUUGCUAGCUAUGAAGUAAUCUCGUUUGCUCAGACACAGAGUAAACUGCAGUUACGUGAGCUUACUUAAACAUUGGGCCUUUCUCACCUGCAUUCUGCCCAGGACAAGCUCUAACAUUCCAGCAGAUGACCUGCUUUCUGACUUGAAGCAGUUUUACCUCAAAGAAUUGUUCUUUUCCUUUCUUGGUUGUAGCAGGGAACAAGAGGAGGUCAGUAAAGGAAUCCUCCUUCCAGACUCCAUUCCUGGUACUGUUGAUUCAAUCCUGGAACAGCUUGAGCUGACAAAACCAGCUGACUCAGACAUAAGCCAGUUUGGGAGCUGUUUCGAGCCUUCUGAGAUUUACAGCAUGCUUGUAUCUGCAGCGUGGUCAGCCAACUUGAACCUCAUGAUGCGUUAAGUUAGAGAUGGGUUACAGCAGAUCCUAUGAGUCUCUAGUCUUAAUCUUGUUCCUGAAAUACAGUUUUAGUGCAGCUUAUUUUUGGAUAGGAGGAAAAUGGCUGAGUAAAUCUCAAUAAUUCCAAUAACUCCUAUGUAAUGCAUCUGGAACUGUCCGCGUUCUAAAAUUAUAAGUCGCCGUGUUGGGAUUCCAGUUGUGCUUGUCCAGUUGCACUUGUUUGAGGAGGCUGUGUUCAUGCUAAACUUCAGCCCUUCAGUAUUUUUCUGCUGUGUUGUGCUGUCUGCGUAGGACUUGGAAUUCCAGGUUUCAAAGACAUUUCAGAAAUCAUUAGGCAGUCAGUUGCAUUUGCAAACUGCUCGGUUACAUUUCAUUGCCACAUCCUUCUGGGAGAGCAACGUUUCCCACCCUAACAUCCCCAGGAGGCGGUUAUUCAGGGGAACCUGUUUUGCCAAACUCUGGUACCUGAUAAAACCCCUCCUGAAAAUUAGUAAGUCUAACAUACAGCAUUUCUGUGUUAAAAAAUUUACCAAGCUUGAAAGCCAGGAAAAUAAUUUCACACCUAUUGAAACACUCUGCUCCUAAGGGUGAAGGAGCAGACCACUACUGGUUUGUGGUAGGCAAGCCUACAGCAUGCACACUGUCACUGUGGUGUACAGGGAGGACUGCUGGUCUGAUAUUUAUGUACUGACUAGAAAUCUGUCUCCAUUCAUUUCUACUGUUAGGACAAAAGGAAAGAUCCGAUCUUGAGAGAUCACAAAGGAAAAAAGGCUACUUGAGAAAUAGACUCCAGUCCCUGCCAACUUCUCUGAGACAUUCUAAUUGAAAAUGACUCCUGGUAUUUCUUAAGAGGGACAAAAUUCAAAAGAAAAUGAAGGCUGCUUUUGAACAAAGGAUGUUGCCCUUUACUGUACGUUGUCUGAACUUAUUCACAAAUACACAAUAGUUACCUUCCCUGUACCUUUCUAGAGAACUUAGCCAGAAAGAUUUUGCCUCUGCUGAGCUGAGUGAAGAGUUCAGAAGCUGCUGAUCCUAUUCUUGUAAGAAAAUAGGGGCUCUUAGUACCCAGCAUCAGUGAAGAGUGAGAGAUCUGCUGCUUGUUAAAUCUGGCCUUUGCAAAUCAGAGAGACCUUUGUCUUGAGGAGCCUGAUUCAUACAUUCUCUAAUUUUUUUCCUUAGUUCUUUAGCAGAGUGGAAACAAAGUCGGGUGGGUGUUUGGUUUUUUUCCUGUUUGUGUUUGUAACCAAGUAUUCAGGGCUGCUUUUUUAAAUUGCUUUUGUUUUUUUACACAAGAUGUGUACUUAUGUAUAAUAUGUGUAUACGGUGUAUUUAACUCUUUCGGUUUCUGUGUUGUUUUUUUUCCCCCUUUGAAGUAGCAUCUCUAGAACUAUUCUGGUUCUUGGUUUGGUGGUGUAGUAUGCUUCUGCUUUAGGCAAAGUCUCAGGAGUGAACCAACCAAGCAUCUUAAGGUGAUGAAGUCAUUUAGUGAAGGAAUUGCAUCAUCUGUCCACUUUUUCUGUCUCUCUGAAGAAUGUAGAAGUGGAACCUGCUGUACCUUCACAUAGAACAGGAAAGGGGAGUGUUCCAGUGAAAUCGGUGAUCCAGCCCUGUGCUGUGUGGAUGAAGGAAAUCUGACUUCCUGAUACGUCAGGGUUGGAGAAGGGGGUGGUCGGUCAUCAGUAAUUGUCAGUGUACGGGGAUCUUUCAUGAGUACUGGAACAAGGAUCCUUAAGGUAGGAAUGCAGCUUCAGUGCCCCGAAGGGAUACUUCUGUCCAACUUUUCCAUGCCAAGUAAUCAAAUACUUCUGUGCAAAUAUGUCUUUACCUCCAAAAUGUCCUUUACUUAUUCCUAUCUUCUCACCAGAAGCCAUAUUAUCUAUUCAGACAGACCAUAGGAGAGGUUAAAGGAAAGCUGUGGGCAUGAGCUGUCUGCUUCAUCUGAGAGAACAUCUUGCAGCAUUGUAUUUGGGGUGCAUGACCUCCCUCAGUUCAUCACAGAAUGGAACUUUUACACAUUUACUCUGUGCUGAAUAAUCUGUUUAGUGAAAAAUGGCUGCAGUUCAUACCCAGCCUGUGAAAGCCAAGCUCAGGGGGUCUGUGUGGCUCACAGCUUCUGUCUGGAGCUCAGAGGUAGUUGUGAAAUGUUCUAGUGGUGGUGAAGCACUGAGCUGUCAGCGAAUGACUCGUAUUCAUCCCUCAGCAGGGGAAUUGCUGGCUUCGGUGCUGCACCUGGUGUUGGACACCAGUUGGGGAAGCACCAGUCGUAUGGCCUGUGUCACUCCAAAGUGGCUUUAAGAGGGCAAAAACAAAACCCAGAACCUCGUGUGUGAUGUGAACCUCAUGUGUGAUGGCUUGCGUUCCUGCAAGCAUUCCCUGUCUCACAAGUUGUCUGUUCAAGGGUUGGGGUGUGAAUUUAGAGCACAGCCAUAUUUGUGUGAGUGCUGUGACUGUGACUGAGGAGAGGUGUUUGGUGCAGAUGCUGUUUACAUCCCUGUAAGGGGUGAGUGUAGGAGUUGACGACUGUGGUGUGUGUUGAAGGCCUUAAACUGUGACUUGGUAUGAAGAAUUAAAACCAACCUUGGAAGAUGCAGUGGAUUUUAACCCAGAUAAGAAUACUCUGUGCUCUUAGCUAAGCAAUAUGUGCUCCUGUUUCCUUGUGAGGGGAAGGUCUAGCUCUACUUUCUGAGCCCAGCCAGCAGCUGUUAAGGAGCAGGGAGGUGUGUAUUGAAGGCCAAAAACAGUGCAGCUCUGCACUGAUGUUCCUAUGUAGCAAACAUGGGUGACUGACCCUGGGCCGCUGAGAGGGUGGGGGGUGCCAGCAGCAAUGGCAGCCAGCGGCGAUUUCAGUAGGAGGUGACCGGGUCUCACCUGAGUUAUGUCACAGGUUGGUGUAGUUUCAGAAAUACCCUCGGUGAUGUAAAACGCGCACCAAAGCAGCUGGUUUUUACUUUAAUUUGCCAAAUCUCAUGCUGUCCAGACAGCGUUUCUGCUACCCCCUAACGGUGUGCUGAGCUAACUGCAGCCCCAGCCUUCUGCUAUCAGAGCAGCGAGAGGUGAGCAGCACUUGGAGCCUGAGGCUUUGGGUCGUCAGCCCGGAGCCAAUGGUGGCCCACGUUUCCACGAGCCCCUGGGCAGCAUUACCGAGUCACGGCACUUAAUCCUGAAUUGCACUGUGUUCCUAUGCCUCCGUGUUGCUAUAAUGUACAUAUCGAUCGGAUUCUUUUUGUAGAUAAGACAUUUUAGAUAAAAUUUUUAAACGGGCUCCCCACCCCCCAAAUAUUUUAUGCCAGAUGUCUAGUUUUUUUUACACCGGGGAUUAACGUGAGGUUGGAUGCUGUGUGGGCAGGGGAAGGAUAAAUGGAUGGUACAUUGGCUUUAAAAAGGUAACAAAUGCAUGUUUUAAAAAGAAAACUGGAGGGGAAAAAAAAUACCGCUUGGAAAAAGAAAACUCCAUUGAACUAUAUUCUAUGUUCUGCAUAAUAAAGAGUUUAAAAAGAAAA
Messenger RNA from Coturnix japonica (Japanese quail), 7768 nucleotides. RefSeq names its product serine palmitoyltransferase long chain base subunit 2 (gene SPTLC2). Gene Ontology annotation, biological process: sphingosine biosynthetic process; ceramide biosynthetic process. Lineage: Eukaryota; Metazoa; Chordata; Aves; Galliformes; Phasianidae. The record is from RefSeq and is a predicted model, not a curated record. Gene Ontology annotation, molecular function: pyridoxal phosphate binding; serine C-palmitoyltransferase activity. Gene Ontology annotation, cellular component: serine palmitoyltransferase complex.